ACCUAUAUUGAGACCGAAACUGUCCUAAAAAUAGGAGGCAAAUUCAUCCCUAAACUCAUCACGUCCUCAAACUCAGUGCUUCUUAUAUUUAUCAGAACUUUAAAGUUGAGUUAUUAUUUUUGAAUGGCAGCGAAGAGCAAAAUCCUGGUUAUUGGAGGAACAGGAUACAUAGGAAAAUUCAUAGUUAAGGCUAGCACAGAAGCAGGACAUCCCACGUUUGUGUUGGUGAGAGAGAAGACUGUUUCAGAUCCUCAAAAGUCUAUACUUAUUGAGACCUUCAAGACCUCUGGAGCCACUCUGCUUUAUGGUGAUCUAAAUGAUCACGAAAGCCUUGUGAAGGCAUUGAAGGAAGUUGAUGUUGUAAUAUCUGCAGUUGGUGGACAACAGACAGAUGAUCAAGUGAAGCUGAUUGCAGCAAUUAAGGAAGCCGGAAACAUCAAGAGGUUCCUCCCAUCGGAAUUCGGGAUUGAUGUGGACCGUCACAAUGCAGUUGAGCCACUGAUUAACUUUUUUGAUAAAAAAGUGAAAAUCAGAAGAACAAUUGAAGCUGAAGAAAUCCCCUACACCUAUGUCAGCUCAAAUGCCUUUGCUGGUUGGUUCUUGCCUACACUGGGACAACAAGAUGUCACAGCCCCUCCUCGGGACAAGGUUACCGUUCUAGGAGAUGGAAACGUCGCAGGUGUUUAUGUGUCGGAGGAAGACGUUGGGACUUACACCAUUAAAGCAGUGGACGACCAGAGAACCUUGAACAAAAGUCUAUACCUCAGACCCCCUGAAAAUGUUUUGACCUUCAACCAGCUGGUGUCGUUGUGGGAGAACAAGAUUAAGAGUACCCUCGAGAAAGUCUACAUCCCAGAAGACCAACUUCUUAAGAACAUCCAGGAGUCUCCUUUCCCUACUACUUUCAACUUAGCAUUGGGCCAUUCACUGCUGGUAAAGGGAGAUUGUACAAACUUUGAGAUCGACCCUUCUUUCGGGGUGGAAGGUUCUCAACUUUAUCCCGAGGUCAAAUACACUACGGUGGACGAUUAUUUGAACGCUUUUGUCUGAAAUCCAGGGAAUAAAAUCAUAACAUUCUGUGAAUUGUUCAAGAGUUUGUACUUUUGUCAUUCAAGUAAUUAGUUACUUAUGUUUGUGUUGUUGUCACAAGAGUCCCUCUGUUCUGACUCUGUUGUUGAUCGCUUAGCUUGGUGCUGUUUUAAACUUCUCAUCAAGUUCUAUCUAUUACGAUUUAUUUUUCAAUGUGAUAUUGCUUGCAAUAAUUCUAGAUC
Vigna unguiculata (cowpea) is the source of this 1271-nucleotide messenger RNA. RefSeq names its product eugenol synthase 1-like. Gene Ontology annotation, molecular function: oxidoreductase activity. Lineage: Eukaryota; Viridiplantae; Streptophyta; Magnoliopsida; Fabales; Fabaceae. The record is from RefSeq and is a predicted model, not a curated record.